AUGGCAGAUUUAACAGUAGAAUUUCGACGAAUCGUUACCAAUCUUGACGUGUCAACAACAGAAAAACCGAAACGCACCGAUAUUUUACCGCCUACAAAAAAGAAUUUCCACAAUGUCAAUGACUCAUUUUUAAAAGAAGCUUACGAAAUAGCUUCACACAUAAACAACCUGAAGGCUUUUCUACUUUCAAUUCGCAAAGUGUAUCUGAAUUUAUCGCAUAGCUCUGUAGGAGUAGGUUCUCCUAGAAAAAUGAUGGGCUACAAUGCGACUUCUUUUUCUGACAUCGAAGAGAAGGGGUUUUCGCCGAAGAUAAGCGCGUCUAUUCAAACACUCACAGAUAAAGAACGAGAUGAUAUUGAUUUGCAUGCAAAAGUCAUUAUGCAGAGAUGCAUGGAUAGAAUCAAAAAAUUAGAGGAAGCAGAAGAAGGUGUGGGUGUAAACACUGCACGACAAAAUUCAAUCAUGAAUAAUCCCCUAUUGAAGAUAUUGCCUACCCUUCGUACACCUAACGAGCACGACAUUAUCGCGGCACAUAGGAGUAGCGUGACAUGGUUGUUAAAUAUGCGAUUAAUGCAAGUCUCAAAAAUACAGAAAGAAUUACAGGAAUCUAGAAUUCGUAGAGAGAUUGAGAAGAGAGAAAGAUCGUUACUUAAACCAACAACAAACAAACCAAUGACUCCUCCAUUAGUGUUACGAGAUUCAUCAGAUGAAAAAGAUUCUUCUUCCAAAAAUAAAGAAAACAAUGUUGAUACUAAUGUAAUCACCUCGGAAGAUGAUGAUAUCGAACGAUAUUUGUCAGCUGAACAGAAAAUGAUGUUAGAAAUGGAAAACGAGUCGAUGAUGAAAGAAUUAGAAUCGACACUUGAUCAAGUCAACCAAGCCGAAAAAGCCUUACUCGAAAUUUCUAAUUUGCAAUCUGUCUUAUCAAGUCAUCUUGCGGUACAAACACAACAAACUGAUCGUUUGUAUGCAGAGGCGAUUGCCACUACUGAUAGAGUUCAAGAAGGCAAUUUAAUGCUUGUUAAAGCACGGCAACGAGCGCAAGACGCGCGAAAAGGGAUCUUAAUUUUUUUAAUAUUGGCUAGUUUUAUAUUAUUGUUCUUGGAUUGGUAUGAUUAA
Messenger RNA from Ambispora leptoticha, 1119 nucleotides. NCBI's taxonomy places the organism in Eukaryota, Fungi, Glomeromycota, Glomeromycetes, Archaeosporales, Ambisporaceae. The record is from the annotation of a GenBank genome assembly.